UCCUUAUGUACGCGCUGCGUGACUUUUCUAGACCCAAAAUCACUGUUAACUCUCCUCUCCCUAGAACUCUCCCUCCAUUUCAAACCCUAGAAUUCUAUCUCUUUGUUUCGUCCAAAUCGUUCAAUCGUCCAAAUCUCUCCGUCCAAAUCGUUCAAUCGUUCAAAGAGCUUCGAUCUGGUUCCUUCCAACUCCCCUCGUGCGAAAGUUUCAACCCCGAUCUACAGAGAGAUAAAAGAUGGCAGAUGAGAGAGAGGACGCCGACAUCGUACUGUGCUUGAAGUUCUACAUUCAUUUCGAUCGUCAAUUGUGCAAGUAACCUGCGAUUGCCAAACAUACUCCUGCGCCAAUCCAACCACCACGAGCGUAGUAGGUAACCAAACUCGGAGCCACCACUAUGAUGAUGCUGAUGAUGAUGAUGAUGAUGAAACCUGGUAGAUCGAGCCAAUCUGGAGAAAUAAAGCAAGUAUUAGCAAAUGGAAGAGCGGUUUUGACAUGGCACCUCCUGCUUCUGCAAUGUUAACUUCAGCUGCAGAACGUAUCCAAAACCUUCCUAGGCUGCUUGAGGAUAUAGUCCAGACAUCCAUAAAUACUGGUCCUCGUGGAGCCUUAAGACUAGCUCAAGGAGUACAAGCAGUUGCUGGGGUUGGUAGUGAGUGGCUAACUGAUGUUUCAAAGUGGACAAAUACAUCAGCUGGUUUACCUCCUGAAUUACAGUUGGGAUUGCUUUCUCCCUUGUACCCAAGGAAAUUGGUUGAACGCCUAGGGGCAACUCUGCAUUACCACAUUCAAAGGCUAAAUUUUUGGUGAUUUUCGUGUGCAGAUUGUUAUUGAAUAUUCAGAAGAAUGGAGUUCACGGAUGCUUAUAAGCAGACUGGGCCCUGCUGUUUUUCUCCCAAUGCUUGCUACAUUGCUGCAGUUGAUUAUCGUCUGGUGAUUCGAGACACUCGGUCAUUUAAGGUGCUAUAGUUGUCAAUUUGCUAUUUUUUGCUUUCUACUUACUAUCUCUAGACUUAUGUACUUGAUGAAGGAAAUAAUGCCCUUGGUCCAAGUAU
Spinacia oleracea (spinach) is the source of this 1052-nucleotide messenger RNA. RefSeq lists its product as uncharacterized. The transcript is spliced from 7 exons. Lineage: Eukaryota; Viridiplantae; Streptophyta; Magnoliopsida; Caryophyllales; Amaranthaceae. The record is from RefSeq and is a predicted model, not a curated record. The coding region runs from base 493 to 807 and encodes 104 amino acids.